AUGAGUAGCAGUGACGUAGAUAAAACCUUAAAAGAAAAGGAGCCUAAGACGCCUCCAGUGGUUACUUCUCAGGAGCAGUCUUCAACGGCAACUGGCACUCCAGCAGUUAAUCCUGAAUGGGCUAACUAUCAGGCAUACUCUCCUAUACCUCCACCUGGAUACAUGGCAUCAAGUCCCCAAGCCCACCCAUAUAUGUGGGGUGUUCAGCAUAUUAUGCCUCCCUAUGGCACCCCACCUCAUCCUUAUGUUGCAAUGUAUCCCCACGGUGGCUUAUAUGCUCAUCCAUCCAUGCCUCCGGGAUCUUAUCCUUUUAGUCCUUAUGCCAUGCCUUCUCCAAAUGGUAUGGUGGAUGCUUCAGGAAAUACUCCAGGCAGCAGUGAAGCUGAUGGUAAACCUCAUGAGGCGAAGGAAAAAUUACCAAUCAAAAGAUCAAAAGGAAGUAUUGGUAGUUUGAAUAUGGUUACAGGAAAAAAUAAUGAACUCAGUAAAACACCAGGAGCAUCUGCCAAUGGAAUUCAUUCCAAAAGUGGUGAGAGUGCAAGCGAAGGUUCUAGUGAAGGAAGUGAUGAAAACUCCCACAAUGUUUUGCAGGAUUCUCAAUUGAAAUCCGGGGAGAGGCAGGAUUCUUUUGAAGAUGAGCCGUCUCAAAAUGGAAGUUCAGCGCAGGCACCUCAAAAUGGGGGACUUAAUACACCUCACACAGUCGUUAACCAGACUAUGUCUGUCGUGCCUAUGUCUGUCGCUGGUCCUAUCGCAGCAGUUGCUGGUCCCACUACUAAUUUAAAUAUAGGAAUGGAUUACUGGGGAACACCAGCUUCAUCCACCAUUCCUGCAAUGCAUGGAAAGGUACCUUCUACUGCAGUUGCUGGAGGGAUGGUUAAUGCUGGGCCUAGAGAUGGUGUUCAUUCACAACCUUGGCUACAGGAUGAAAGGGAGCUUAAAAGACAAAGGCGAAAGCAGUCUAAUAGGGAAUCUGCACGGAGAUCCAGGUUGCGAAAGCAGGCUGAAUGUGAUGAAUUAGCUCAGCGUGCUGAUGUUUUGAGUGAAGAAAAUGCCUCUCUCCGUGCUGAACUAAGCAGGAUCAAGAGUGAGCACGCUAAGGCACUUGCUGAGAAUGCAGCCCUCAAGGUGAAACAGGGAGAGAUACUGAGGAACGAGGAAAUUGUGCCGGGCCAGAAUGAUCAGCUUGUGGAGCAUGGUGUUCAUUAG
Vicia faba (fava bean) is the source of this 1209-nucleotide messenger RNA. The record is from the annotation of a GenBank genome assembly. NCBI's taxonomy places the organism in Eukaryota, Viridiplantae, Streptophyta, Magnoliopsida, Fabales, Fabaceae.